GUCAGUAUUGUGUAGUUUGUGGUGAGGAUGGCGUUGUGGUUUUCCUCCCUUCAGGGUCUUGGUUCGGUUGAGGAAGAUGAGGAACGGGAAUUCACUCUUACAUCUAUUCAGCGCCUGUCGGAAUGGCAGAACUAUGAUCAAGGGAUUGAAUUAAUCUGUCAAAACCAAGAAGAGUUUGUGAAGAGUUCCAUAGAAUCCAAAUGGAAUCUAGCAGAAGCCCAGCAGAAACUUGGUAGUUUAGCACUGCAUAAUUCAGAAUCCAUGGAUCAGGAAUAUGCCAAAGCACAGACUGAAGCUUCAGAACUGAGACAAAGAGAAGAAGAAUGGAAGAGAAAAGAAGCAGCCCUAAUAGAGAGGGAAAGACAGAAUCUAUGGAACACAGAUUCUUUUAGUAAGGAGGUAUUUAAUAAGAGUUUUAUUAGUAAAUAUAAAAGAAAAGAAGAUGAAGAUGAAGAUAUAUCUAAAUCAUUUAUACAGAAGCAUGAACAAAAGAUUAGAUACUUUGGCAUGCUGGGCAGAUGGGAUGACAGUCAAAGAUUUUUGUCUGAUUACCCAUAUCUUGUAUGUGAAGAAACAGCUAAAUAUCUCAUCUUGUGGUGUUUUCAUCUAGAAGCUGAACAGAAAAGAGCUCUGAUGGAACAAAUAGCACACCAAGCACUUGUGAUGCAGUUUAUUAUAGAAAUGGCCAGAAGUUGUAAUGUGGAUCCAAGAGGCUGUUUUCGUCUAUUCUUCCAAAAAGCCAAAGCAGGGGAAGAAGGCUAUUUGGAAGCUUUUAAAACUGAGCUUGAAGCAUUCAAAUCAAGAGUGAGAAUCUGUUCACAGUCUCAAGGCUUUCAAGCUAUAUCAGUAGAGAAUUCCAGUGUCUAUACUGGUAUUGUAGAAGGACUGGAGUCUUUGUCACAGAAUGCAAAUGAUCUACAAGGUUGCAUAAACAGAAGUGUCUGCAAUUUAAAUUCAAUGCUACAAAAAGAUGAAGAAGCCAAAAUUAUGGACACAGUAUAGCACUGUUAAGACUGAGGCAAAGUACUCAUUUUUUAUUGCAAAGAAAAGAAUGUGGCUAUUUUCUUGACACAUUUUUAUUGGUAUUGCACUUUAUUUUUGGUGUUUUGAGCAUGGAGGGUAUUUGGAGGGAGAGUAAUCCAGAAAUGAUUGUAAUAAUGUUUGAAAAUGUGCUGCUAGGUUUUUGGUUGUAUAUGAAGAAGGUUCUCAUUGCCAAAUGUGGAAGUGGAUGUGUUUUAUGCUACUAAAUUUGCCUUUUAUAAUUUUGGGAAUUAAAGUAUGAAAAAUAAAUUGCACAAAUACAAUGUUUACACAAUAGGUGAUAGAUUUCCAGUAGAAACUGCUAUUGUUAUUAGAUAUGGCUAUGUGUUAUUCUAUGAAUAUUGGAAAUCACAAUUAUACUUCUGCUAUAUUCCUGGUAUAGCUCUUAAAUCUGAUUUUAACACAAAUAGCAAUAAAUUGGUAUGACAUCAGUA
Molecule: messenger RNA, 1475 nt
Organism: Agelaius phoeniceus (red-winged blackbird)
Lineage: Eukaryota; Metazoa; Chordata; Aves; Passeriformes; Icteridae
Source: RefSeq, a predicted model, not a curated record